UGACUUCUUCAUUUCAAACACGAUAAUUAUACGAGCAAUUUUAGGAGGAGCUACAACAGUAUUAAGUUAAGUCCUUUAGUUUGGUCAUUUUGAUGCUAAAGCUAAACACACCAUAAAUCUAAAAGCUACUGAACACAUUUUUUACACUGGAAAUUGGUCAGUCAAGUUAUCGUAUGGGUCUUCAAGGUUUCUGCUGACACAGCACAUACGUAUACAUGCAUACUGUGCAAGUCUUGAUUAAAAUCAGAUCCACUAGCUAAACAAACACGUACCACAUUCCAUAGAGCUACAUCUUUUCCUUAAAGCAACUCUUGACAGAGUCCACAAAUGUUAUAGUUUAGAGCAGCACACCCCCAUUGCCACACCCCCUUGUCCAGUUCCAUGUUCUCGUACUGUCCAGUGUCACCUGUUGGAGAUCAUCACAUAAGCCAAGGAUCCAUCAUUUCAUGUUGCCCAGAUCCCUCACACACGUACACACAGGUUGAGGAAGCGUAUCGAUAGUUGUUUGCAGAAGAUCUGUUAGUGUGUGAUAAUUAUAAUAUAAUUAUGCCAUCAAUGAAACUCACAAGCAAUUAAUGUGUCUCUACAGUAUCAAUGUCUAGUCUGUGUAUCUACAGUACACAGUGGUGUCUGUACUCAUUGAUAAUAUUCCAGCAUCUUCAUUCUCAUCACAGCUAGGAGGGACGGUCGGGCUCCGCCCAACUAGAGGAGAUCCUUUUGCAGCUAGCUACAAGACACACCCUUUUCUUUGUCACAUGCAAUUAACAUUGCUGAUUCAGCAAACAUGCACAUUUUUAGAGACAGAACAUGACAGGAGUUGAAGCAUAAUUAAUAGCAAGAGUCUAUCAUAAACUCUUGUUAAUAGUCUAUGAUGGAACAAGCUAGUGCAGUGGCCAAACAUUUCACUGUCUGGAUUUGUAGGAAGCUUUGUCCAGUCCUAUUGUGGGCCACAGUGACAUAGCCAGGACCAUGGAGAGAGACCAUGUACAGUCUACUGGUGCAAGCACUGAGGAAGCCAACGUCGUAUAGUUGAGGAGACAAGAAGAGGCACUGAGAAUGGAGGCCUACUAUGCUGCUAAGAGAGGGGCCUCGCGUAAACUGGCCACUCAGACGCUAACAGACCCCAGCAGUAUGGAAAAUGGUCUGUCAUCAGAGACUAAAAACUCCCCUGACACCCAGCCCUUACAUGCAGCCCACCUCCAGUCUGGUGAGCAGCCUAUAAGCAGUGAGGGACAGUCUGAAGACAUGGGUCCAUGGACAGGGGCUACUGAGGAACCUUCAUCAAGAACAAGAACACUGACUCAGGACGAGGAGGACUUUGACAAGUUCCUGGAGAGUGUCAAAGCUCAGCAGCUCUCACUCUCCACAAAAGUUCCCAAGCCCCACCCCUCAGCACUGUCUGACUCGGAAGAGGAGAUAGACUUUGGAUUCUGGGAGAAGGCGUCCACUCUACCCUCGGACAAGACCCCAACCAAGGACCUGAACUUGUUAUGAGACUGUCACGUACACAUUUUGUCUGUUUUUGUGGUCUAUUCUGACAAUGUAAUUAUAUAUACCGUA
This is a messenger RNA of Halichondria panicea, 1560 nucleotides long. RefSeq lists its product as uncharacterized. The record is from RefSeq and is a predicted model, not a curated record. The transcript is spliced from 5 exons. NCBI's taxonomy places the organism in Eukaryota, Metazoa, Porifera, Demospongiae, Suberitida, Halichondriidae. The coding region runs from base 1057 to 1494 and encodes 145 amino acids.